Messenger RNA from Dipodomys ordii (Ord's kangaroo rat), 2028 nucleotides. RefSeq names its product family with sequence similarity 198, member B (gene Gask1b). Gene Ontology annotation, cellular component: Golgi apparatus. The record is from RefSeq and is a predicted model, not a curated record. The transcript is spliced from 5 exons. Bases 297 to 1856 code for a protein of 519 amino acids. NCBI's taxonomy places the organism in Eukaryota, Metazoa, Chordata, Mammalia, Rodentia, Heteromyidae.
UUUUGCUCUACUUCUAGGCAGGCCUUCUCUUGUCAGAAUGGAUGGGAGACCAGUGUCACUCUGCAAAUGACCAGGAUGAACCAGCCCUCCUUUCUCCUUGGGAAGGCAGAUAAGAACUUACAAGGUUUGUUGUGGUUGGUGUCAAAAACAUUCCCAGCUCAGGUCACCAACCCUUGCCUUCCACCUCUGCCCCCCUGGAGAGGACACUAUCGCUGAAUUCAGGAAACCAUGCAUCAUGCCAGCAGGAGCCAACUGCAGACUUUAAACUCGGUUCAACAUGCGGAUGCGGCAGAGAAAUGACCUGUCCAGACAAGCCAGGGCCACUCAUAAACUGGCUCUUCUGCUCCCUGUGCGGCCCGAGGCUGCGGAAACUCUGGAGCAGCCGGCGACCCAGGACCCGCCGGAACCUCCUGCUGGGCACUGCCUGUGCCAUCUACCUGGGUUUCCUGGUGAGCCAGGUGGGCCGAGCCUCCAUCCAGCAGGGGCAGGCCGCUGAAAGGCAGCGGCCUCACAGCCUUGACAAGGCCCAGGCCUCCUUCGCUGAGAUCCCCCUGGAUGGGACUCUGGCCCCACCGGAGUCACAGGACAAUGGGACCACCCUGCAACCCAACGUGGUGUACAUUACCCUACGCUCCAAGCGCAGCAAGCCGGCCAAUAUCCGUGGCACGGUGAAACCUAAGCGCAGGAAGAAGUAUGCGGUGGCCUCUGUGGUCCUCGCACCGGAGAAAUGGGGUGGACCGUCCCUUCGGCCGCAAGAAGCUGCAAGGGCAGCCUAUGCUGAAAUGCCUGGGUAUUCUUGGGAAGGUCACCUAGCCAAGGUCAGAGAGCGACCCUGGAGUUUGGUGCGAGGUCCUGGAGUCCGAUCUGUAGGCGCAAAUUUGCACCUACCCGAGACCAGGGAGAGUAACAUCAGGAUCUACAGCGAGAGUGCCCCCUCGUGGCUGAGCAAAGAUGACAUCCUCAGGAUGCGCUUGCUGGCGGACGGCGUGGUGGCGGGCCUCCAGCCAGUGUCCUCCAAGAGCGGAGCCCACCUGCUGGUGCUGAAAGGGAGCACCCCAGACUCAGUACGCCAUUGCGGGCCUAGCCCCUGCGCGCUACUCAAGCAGCCCUUGGACAUGAGUGAGGUGUUUGCCUUCCACCUGGACAGAAUCCUGGGGCUCAACAGGACCCUGCCGUCUGUGAGCAGGCAAUCAGAGUUCAUCCAAGAUGGCCACCCAUGUCCUGCUAUUCUCUGGGACCCAUCUUUAGCUCCAGUAAGCAAUGACACCCAUUCUUCAGUUAAGCUCACCUGGGGAAUUUAUCAACGAUUGCUGAAACAGAAUUGCUGGCUGAAUGGCAAGGUCCCCAAACCUGAGUGGGACUGUACUGAAAUCCAUCACUACGAGUGGUCCAAGAUGGCUCUCUUUGACUUUUUGUUACAGAUGUAUGAUCGCUUAGAUACAAAUUGCUGUGGAUUCAGACCACGCAAGGAAGAUACCUGUGUGCGGAAUGGAUUGAGACCAAACUGUGGUGACCCCAGUUCUGUGACUCUAGCCCACAUUGUCCAACGAACACAUGACCCAAGGCAUUUGGUCUUUAUAGACAAUAAGGGUUUCUUUGACCGAAGUGAAGAUAACUUAAACUUCAAAUUGUUGGAAGGCAUCAAAGAGUUUCCUGAAUCUGCAGUUUCUGUUUUGAAGAGCCAGCACUUACGGCAGAAACUCCUACAGUCUCUGUUUCUUGAUAAGGUUUACUGGGAAAGUCAAGGAGGUAGACAAGGAAUUGAAAAGCUCAUCGAUGUGAUAGAACAGAGAGCUCAAAUUCUUCUCACCUACAUCAAUGCACAUGGGGUCAAAGUAGUACCUAUGAACGAAUGACAAAGAUCUUUUGGCUAGAUUGGUUUUGUUUAAAAUGAAGUAAACAAACCUAAAUCAUUCUGGGAGUGAAGCAGUAUAGAUAAAUACAUAAAAUGAACAAAUAGCGAGACCUGCAUGCUAUAUGCACCAUGAAAAAGGGUUCUAGAAGCCGGGCUCCAUUGGCUCACACCUG